AUGACACCCACAACAUUUGAAACCGAAAUAUAUGACGGUUUGUUAAAACGCAUACUGGAAUCAGACGCGGACGAUGACUUUUCUAAGCAUUUUCCAUUGUCUAAUAGUAUUCCGGAAGUGCCAUUACCACCAGAACUUGAAGCUGCUUUGGAAGAUACAGCUCAAACAGAAAAGUAUUUAUGUAAUCUUAAAGAGGCAUGGAAAGCUGCGGGUUUGACUGACGCAAUGAAAAGGGCACUUGAGCUCUUACAUGAUAAUAGUGGGCUGACAAGUGGGAACAGCGGAGACGACGACGAAGAUUCUGAUGGAAGUAAUGAUGAGCCAUCUACUCCGACUACCGAUAUACAGGACGUUCAACCGCAACCAAAAGUAGCAGAGGGAUCGAUAUCGCGUCUUGUGAACGGUGUUUCUUCAUUGGUUGAUAUCGAAACUUGCUUUAAUAAACUUCGAAUAUCGGAGCUGGAUCUCCCAAUUACUCCGGAAAGUACGAUAAAAUCUGUACUUACUGAAUUAUAUAAACUUCAAGAAGAUCUUCAAAUACAUUUACAAGGUGGACCAUUGGCUGAUCCAUCAACUUUGGGUACACAACGAAGAAAGAAAGUCGCCGAUCUGCUGGAACGGGUCAUGAAAGAAGCUGCUUUCUUAGAUAGAAUUUUGAAUGAAUCAGAAGGUUCUAGUGAGGAUGAUUUCAUAGAUUCGGAAACUUUAGAUACUGAAUCUGAAAUUCAGGAUUCGUUAUCAGACAUAUCUCGCAGGUCUGUGACAACUACAUCAACGACCCCACUUUCCCCAAGUUCUUUAAGAGCUCUUGAGCCUAGUUUAGCACGAUUACGUUCUGCAUCGUCUGCAUCAAAUCCUUCAAUGCAAUCUAAGGCGUCAUCUCGAUUAUCACGCUCAUCGUCUCCUUCAGUAAUGGGUCUUGAGGACUUGGGAUUGCUUGCCCCACCUGAACCAUGGGAGGCCUUUCGAUGGACACCUUUGUCAAAAAUAUCAGAGCAUUUGUACUCCUCAGAUACAAGGCAGAGUGAAGGUUUGGCUACAGUGCUUGCCGUUAGUGGAGUCAUCGCAGUUGGAACUACUCGUGGUUUAAUUUUAGUAUAUGAUUUUUCGCUAUCCUUAAAAUGCACUCUUGGAAGUACAGUGAACGCUCUUGAGCAUGGUGCGGUUACUUCACUCGCUAUUUCUUCUGACCACACUCAAAUUGUCAGUGGACAUGCACAGGGACAUAUAUUUAUAUGGGAUUUACAAAGACCUAUAAGUCCUGUGCGAUCUAUAUUACCUAUAUCUUCAGCUGUUGCUGCAGGUGGCAGAAAAGAAGGACAUAUUCGUGGUUCAUCAAUUUUACAUGUUGGAUUUGUCGGUGUAAGAAAAAAUGGAAUAGUUUCCGGAGACGAUAAUGGAAUGGCAUUUUAUCACAAUCUAUACAAAAUCAUGUUGGUUAAUGCUACAGAAACCACACGUAUACUUGGAAGAUAUCCUGCUUUUACAUCCAUUUCUGAUACAACUGCUUCUAAACAAAGGAGACCAAGUACGGUAUUCGGGUUAGCACCUUUGCCUCUCGGGCAAUCACCCCAUGGAUCUGAAGGUUUUGGACUUGUCGCGAUGCUUACGCCUUAUAAAAUGAUUAUUGUUAGUACUAAACCAACAGCUCAAACCCAGUAUAAAUAUUUAAAACCUAAAAAUGUUUCAGUUGAUUCUUCAUCCAAAUCAAUUGCUGGAUGUUUGGCAUGGUAUCCUGCUGCUAAAUUUCAACUAAAUAAUGACGCACCAAUCGAGCAUUCCGAUCCCCUACUUGCAUUUUCGUGGGGUAAUCACUUGACGAUUUUAAAAGUUACUGUCUCGCUUUCCGUUACUUCUGAACUCCCACCAACAAGGAGAAGACGGUCUGAACGCGAUAUCAAGCUCGAAUACACCAAGGUUGGCGAUUGGAAAUCGAUGAAUAGCAUAGUUGGACUACAAUGGCUAUCCCCGCAGAUAUUGUUGAUUUUGACAAAUACCGAAGAUAUUAUCGUAUUUGAUCCAAAAUUUUUGCAGGAAUUUGAGCAAAGUAAUAUUCGUCAAAGGUCAUUAGUAUAUCAUGAUAGGUACUCUUCGCUUUUUAAGGAUGUUACAUAUGACCCAAACGCGCAAGCAGAUAUGUCAAGACCAACGUUUGAAUUGGCUUACUACCAUAGUAUGCGCGUAUAUAAAGGAAACGUAUUUCUUUUGGGUGUGAGACAACUUUAUGUUGGGACACUCUUAUCAUGGGCUGAUCGUAUACUUGCACUUGUGCAAUCUGGUGAUUUCCUUGAAGCUAUAGCUUUAGCCACAUCUUUUUAUAAUAAAACAUCAUCUCAAACAAUUCUUGGUCUACCAGAUGAUGAAGAGAGUCGUCAUGCUAUUGUAGGCGAAAAACUCAUGGAUCUUUUGAAUGCUUCAAUAAAUUAUGCAUUCUCAAGUGAACGUACAUUCCAGGGUAUGGUUGAUGAACAUAAUGGUAGUGGUACAGUUUUGUUCCAUGAUUUAGCUAUUGCGUGUAUUGAGGCUUGUCUUAGUAUGCACAGAGAGGAUUUCCUAUUUAGCGAAGUUUAUGAACGAUAUUCUGAUGCUUUCGCUAAAGGAAUACUCCUCGAAGUUAUAGGAUCACACAUACUUGAAGAUAAAAUAAAGGACUUACCACCAGAAAUAAUGAAAGAUCUGGUUGAUCAUUAUAGGAAUCGUCGUAUGCUUGUAAAAGUCGAAAAAUGCAUAUGGCACAUUAAUCCUCAAUGCAUCGACAUUGAUCAAGUGGUUCAACUAUGUCAAAGUGAAGGACUUUAUGAUGCGAUGAUUUAUGUCUGGAAUCGAUCUAUGGUCGAUUACGUUAAUCCGGCUGUCGAGCUUCUUAAAGUAAUCAGAAAAAUCUUGAUAUCGGAAAAACGUAAGAAAAGGAAGCAUCGAUCUACUCCGUCAAGAUCAUCAAGAUCAUCCAUAUCGAUUGAUGCUAAUGUGCUUGAAGCGGGUGAAGAUUUGGAGACAAUGAAAACAAAUGCCCGCAAAUUCUAUACCUAUAUGAAAAAUAUACUUACUGGUCACACAUAUCCCAAUGGUGCACCACUUACUGAAGCGGAGGCUAAUGAAGCCCGAACAACAUUAUAUUCAUUUGUAUUUUCGGGUCGUUGUGUUGUAUGGCCCAGGCAUGGUGGAGAAUUAAUUUUAACAGCUGAGGAUGAGAUAAAAGGACCAGAACCUACUUAUCCCUAUCUUAGAAUAUUUUUAAGAUUUGAUGCAAAAGCUUUUUUGCAAGCUUUAGAAGUUGCUUUUGAAGAUUCUUAUUUAAAUGGGGUCGAAAUAAUUAUGAAUGGAGACGAAUAUUUUGAGGAGGAAGAAUUACCUGGGAAAAUUAUCAAUCGUCAAUUAUUAGUGAAUAUCCUGUUAGAAGUAAUGACAGGUUCUUCUGAUAUCUCAGAAUUUUCUCAGAAAGAUAUUUCCUAUUUAUAUAGUUUUGUAGCACGAAAUUUACCCAAAUAUCCACAAUUCCUGUUAUUAUCUCCUUCCGUAAUACAUAAAAUGCUGGUCGAACUCAGUACCGAUAACGAUCCUCAGACUCGUGAAGAGCGACAGCUUUCAGUUGAAUGUUUGUUGUCUAUAUAUACCCCAUCAGAUGAAAAUCAGAUGGUUCAAAGAUAUGAAAAUGCUGGUUUUUGGAGAGUGUUGGAACAUGUAUACAAGGCGGAUAAAAAAUAUGAUUUAUUGGUGACAACUUAUUUGAAAGAUCCUGAACGAAGAAAAGAAGUCUUUGAUUGUAUACGUAGCUUAUUAAAUACAAAAAGUAAGCUUACAGAGGAGCAACGAGAAAAGGUUACACAAAAAAUUAUAGAGAAAAUUAAAGACAUUGUUGAUAUUGAUGGCGAACAGACUGCCGCAAUAAUUAAAGCAUAUUUUAACAGUGAUCAUCGAACUGUAAUCUCGAAUUUGAUAACAUCUCCUGCACGUUUAUUUACUUAUUUGAGGGGACUUUUGGAACCUUCUCAAGAAAAUAUAACAGGCGAACUUAUCAGAGUUCGAAAUGUUGAGGAACAAGUGAUCAUGUCUGAAGCACAAUCGGAGUCCUUGCAUAUAGAUCCAGAAAUUCAUGAACAGUAUAUUGCAUUGAUGUGCCAAUUUGAUCCUACAGGGGUAUACCAUUAUUUGCAGACUCAUCAAGAAACUUAUCGAAUAGAAUAUGUAUUACCUAUUUGUGAAGCCACUGGUAUUGUAGACGCAGUGGUUUGGAUUUUAGAAAAAAGUGGCAAUGCCAUGGGUGCACUUGACAAGGUCUUAGAUAUUAUUCAAGAAAAAACGGAGGAAAUUCUUGCAUUGAUUGAUGAGAAAAAAAAUGACACAAACGAUCGAUGGACAUUGCUAGAAAAAACUAAAAUAGAGACAUCUUUAAUGAAGUUAAAAGGUGUACUCAAGAUUGGCAUUCUUUUAUGUGAAAAUAGUUGUCGACGAGCAACUUUAGCCAAGGGCUCGGCUGGUGUUGUUUCUGUGCCUCAAAUGAACCGUGCUACAGAAAGUGAAACCGAAUUAUUAUGGUAUAAACUUCUUGAUGCAUUUUUGAAUGCUACCAAAGCUGUGUCAUCGAGUGUUAUACCACCAAUACCUCCAAUGAUGUCAGAAAGACUUUUAGCCAAUGGGCAAAUUUCCUCAUUCGAAGUGCCGAAAUCACCUAUACCACCACAUAUUGCAAAUCAUCUAAUCACAACUUUUAAAUCAUACGUUCAGUCUAUUAUGAGAUCCUUAUUGUUGUCCACAUCUUCACCUUACGUUUCAUUGCCGAGACUAUUGCUUAGAUUUAUGUCGGAAGCCAAAAAGAAUAGUACCGUUUCGGACUUUAGAGACAUUUUCGUGGGGAUGAUUGAUACAUAUAAAUAUGAAGGUCAGUUGCUGGCUAUGACCAACCGACUGUUUGAAAAGGACUUGUUCAUGGGUGUAGCAGGUGUUGUUAGACAGCGUGGUAAAGGCUGGCGUCCACGUAGGGGGGCAUGUGAAGUGUGUGGGGGUCAAUUCUGGGGAACGGAACUUAACAACCCAUUGACCCUCCGUGCUCCAUCUGGUUGGGGUUCACCUGAAAAGAAAACGCCCCAUUCAUCCACUAUAUCCAACCCUGCCAAUUCUGCAGAUGCCUUACCGACCCUUGAAUUACUUGAAGGAACUGAUCAGUCUGAUGAAGCUUCGACAUCAAUCAAACCACUUCCUCCAUUACCACCUUCUCCUCAAUCUUUGCCAACGUCGUCAACGAUUCAAGAAAACGACCUAUUACUAUUCCGUUGCGGCCACGGUUACCAUCGUAGAUGUCUCGAAACCGAAUCAAACUAUUCUACGGAGAGUGAACCAGAAUCAUGUACGGUUUGUCAAACAGAACGACGGAGGGAGCCGCUUGUAGAACAGCGUAAUUGGGUGGAAAGUUCAACAGGAAAAAAUAAAGGCAAGGACAAAGUUGUAUAA
This is a messenger RNA of Funneliformis caledonium, 5448 nucleotides long. The record is from the annotation of a GenBank genome assembly. Lineage: Eukaryota; Fungi; Glomeromycota; Glomeromycetes; Glomerales; Glomeraceae.